GGGUGAGGGAGCAUGGAUCAGUUUGUCGCGGCGGUGUUUGCAGACAGGGACGUGGUCUCGUACAUUGGUCACAGCACUGCGUUGGAAUGGAUGGUCUGGUUCCGACCGUCGGCUUCGCUUGAUUCGAUGCACUUGAGUGUGUACGUGCGUCGAAAGGUUGACCAGGUGGACUACCAAGCGUUGGAACUCACCGUCACGCUCGACACCCUGCAAGCUCAUAUGAAUGACCUUGGUGUAACAAGCGACUUGUCGUCGUUUGCGCUUCCGUUCAAGACCGCUGCGUUGUCGUCUGCUCGCAACCUUGACGUCGACAUUGACGACAACGGCACAGUCCUCGUUGAAAUUACAUAUGUGUUUGGUCAUUCGCUGACUCGAAAGGGGGUGUUCUCGAUGCCGCCAUCCACACCAAGCGCUACUGUUCCGAGCCACGUCGUGGAUCUCUUGAGGUCCUUACGCUCCAUCCUCGUUGAAACCACCGAGGAGCAAACAUCCCGCCGAGCGCGACGUUCGACGUUAUUGCUAUCCACAGCUGCAAUGCCGAUCCAGCUCGCAACGACUAGCUCCCCACCUCCCACUGUGGUCAAGCGCAAGCCAGCUCUUCCUCUCGGAGCCAGGCGCAAAGUGGCCCGGGGCGCCAAGUUUGCAGACGACGACGAAUAACGACAUACAAGUAGUACUACUGUAGUAUAUGACCCGUUGCAGUUUCUACACUUGCACUUCGGUCGAGAGAGGUCGGCGGCUGGUUCGAGGAGACUCGAGUGGUUCGUCUUGAGGCGCCAGACCUUCGAGCACCGCCAUGACACGGUCAUUGUUACGCAGGACCGCGGACGCAUACGCAUUCCGAUUCGACUAGAAACGAAGUCAUCAACGUGAAGGGAAACACAGCAAGACCCGUACGUCGUCCUUGGCGGCAGGGUCCGCCCCCGCGUUGAGAAGCAGGGAACAAGCGCCUACUUGGUUCUUCUUGGCAGCUACAAUCAAUGGCGUCGAGUGGUUCUACCCAACAAACUGUUAAUCCAUGGUGUCAGAC
Aphanomyces astaci is the source of this 1030-nucleotide messenger RNA. RefSeq lists its product as hypothetical. The coding region runs from base 13 to 660 and encodes 215 amino acids. The record is from RefSeq and is a predicted model, not a curated record. The transcript has 6 exons. NCBI's taxonomy places the organism in Eukaryota, Oomycota, Saprolegniomycetes, Saprolegniales, Verrucalvaceae.